AUGGAGCUUGAGACGUGCUGCAAAGAGGAAUGGGUGAAACUGCCCAAAGAUAGAUUAACCCUAUAUAUACUUUCCUAUAGUGCUUUAAGGUACCUUAUUCCUGUAACAUCGCAACAUGGAAUCAAAAGAAGUGGAUUAAGUCCCAUCCAUUCUGCAACAGAUGGACAAAGUGUGCAGUGCUUGGAGCUAUUAAUUGAAAAUGGCUUUGAUGUCAAUGAACUUUUGGCUGAACAUAUGUCUGAAAACUAUGGUGAUAAAAGGAAAACAGCGUUAUUUUUUGCCGUCUCCAACAAAGAUGUUCUGUGCACUGAGAUGUUAUUAAAAGCUGGUGCUAAUCCAAACAUAGACCCUCUAAACUGUCUCCUUGUGGCUGUGCGAUCCAGGAACCAUGAAAUAGUGAGGCUGCUGUUAGCUCAUAAUGCUGAUGUCAACUGCUAUUUCAUGCUUGUGAAUGACACUCAUUUCCCUAGUGCAAUACAGUACGCCCUCAAUGAUGAAAUCAUGCUACGCUUAUUGUUAAAUAACGGAUACCAGGUUGAAAGGUGUUUUGAUUGCCUACAUGGGGACAUUUAUGGUGGCUCAUUCAUAUGGUCAACCUCCGAAGAAGAAGUGCUACCAGGCUGGACAUCGUGUGUUAUAAAAGACAGCCCUGUGAGUAUAAUUUUCAAUUCGCAAAACUGCCGCUUUAAAAUUGCCAUUGCAGCUUUGGUCCUGCUGUGCACCUUAAUUAGUGCACAGGCAGAAGGGAAGACUUGGGUGAGUAAAGGUGUUCAGAGCUGGGUGGAGAUAAAGGUGGUCAUUCCGAGUUGAUCGCAGCCAGCAACUUUUUGCUGCUGCUGUGAUCAACUAGUCCACGCCUAUGGGUGUAUUUUAGCUUAGCAGGGCUGCGAUCGCUUGUGCGGAUCCGCCCAGGAAUGCCUUCUUCCUGUCAAUCUUCUUGCAGUCGGCUCUGCGACCACUUUCUUGAUAGGACGCGACGUAAACCGACGACCCCCGUUGCCGGGCAACAAUGCGCGUGCACAGUGCGUACUCCACGCAUGCGCAUUCUAGACCUGUUUGCACUGCAGCAACAAACCGCUGUACAGAUAGGUCCUCGCUCAUCCGACCUGCAAUUGCUAAUAAUCUGUGGUUGUGUGCCGCAAGUAGACU
Molecule: messenger RNA, 1149 nt
Organism: Pseudophryne corroboree (corroboree frog)
Lineage: Eukaryota; Metazoa; Chordata; Amphibia; Anura; Myobatrachidae
Product: ankyrin repeat and SOCS box protein 15-like
Exons: 2
Coding region: 1-810 (269 amino acids)
Molecular function (GO): protein binding
Source: RefSeq, a predicted model, not a curated record